CCCAAGACGGAGACCACCGUCACCCCCGGACCAAGUGACUAUUGCACCGAGACCGCCAACAGGCACGUCUUCAAGUGCCCACCGGUGCAGUCCAUGGCCUUCCGGCGGGAGCCUGUCCGAACUGACCGCCCUCCAGGUCCUGGCACCUACACAUUGCCCAGGCUGAUGGGGCCCAACACAGCCUACACAUCGGCCAGCCCCUGCUACACCAUGAGAGGAAGGAGCCAGCGCGGUCGCUUUGAUGAAGACCUUGCCAAGACCCCGGGUCCUGCGGCGUUCCCCAAGGUUGCUGUGGAUGCCUACAAAACCAGGGCGCCCGCGUACACAAUGGGAGCGCGACCGAAACCUGGAGGGGCCAAAGCAGCGAAGCCCGGGCCGGCGGACUACAGCGUAGGCCGGGUGACGCUGAUCAAGCCCCAGGCACCUGCAUCCACCUUUGGAAUCCGGCAUUCCCUCUACACAACCCCUCUGCUCGUUGAGUAAAACAGCAAAGUCCGAGAGGCCCUGUUUGCUUGCCUGGAGGGGAAGGGGACGGGAAGACAGACAAAUCUACUGCCGGUUUCCGUUUGAUUCCAUUUCCGUGUAUCGAGUUUGGCUUUUGCCUGCUGGACAUCAGCGAUACGAGAAAGUCGUUAAUAAAAUGAACUCAGUACCUCUACG
Numida meleagris (helmeted guineafowl) is the source of this 660-nucleotide messenger RNA. Its product is annotated as outer dense fiber protein 3-like. Gene Ontology annotation, cellular component: cytoskeleton. The annotation marks the transcript as partial. The record is from RefSeq and is a predicted model, not a curated record. The transcript is spliced from 5 exons. NCBI's taxonomy places the organism in Eukaryota, Metazoa, Chordata, Aves, Galliformes, Numididae.